GAUAAUUAGUGUCAGUAUUGAAGACUGGAGUGAAGCUUGCUGACCUGUCAACAGCAGCAUCUACAUAACCUCAGUCAUGGAUGGUUUUGACCCAGAGCAGUAUGAUGUUGACUUUUUGGAUCGUGGGGGAACUGUCCAUGAUUUCAUAGACAAUAAAAUAAAAGAGCUUAGCUUGGUGGGCUGCAGUGAACCCUUCCAUGUGGCAAAUCUAGACAAUCUGGUGAAGAAAUAUGUCAUUUGGUGUAACAACUUGCCUCGCGUCAAGCCUUUCUAUGCAGUGAAGUGCAACGACACACCGACAGUCAUCGGGGUGCUGAGCGCUCUGGGGACAGGGUUUGACUGUGCCAGCAAGGCAGAGAUUCAGCUGGCUCUGUCCCUUGGAGUAACGCCAGACAGGAUCAUUUAUGCCCAUACAAUCAAAGCAGAGUCCCAUAUCAAAUAUGCCCGCACUCAUGGAGUCCAGAUGAUGACUUUUGAUAACCAGGAAGAACUCUCAAAGAUUGCGCGUUGUCAUGCCCGCGCCAAGCUAGUGCUUCGCAUCACAGUGGAUGACUCCAAAGCCGUGAGAAGACUUAACACCAAGUUUGGGGCCAGUUUGGACUCGGCUGGUCGGCUGCUGCAGCGAGCCGGGGAGCUGGGCCUGGACGUGGUCGGAGUCAGCUUCCAUGUGGGCUGCCAGUGCACCGACAGCAGGGCGUACAGGCAGGCCAUCGCAGACGCCCGGCAGGUUUUCAACAUAGCAAGUUUGAUGGGCUUCCAGCUGAGUCUCUUGGAUAUUGGAGGAGGCUUCUCCGGGAAUGAAAACUUUAAAGUUAAAUUUGAAGAGGUUGCAGCCACCAUUAAUUUGGCACUGGAUGACUUCUUCCCCGUUGGCUGCGGGGUGCAGAUUAUCGCUGAACCAGGACGAUACUACGUGGAGUCAGCAUUCACACUCGCAGUAAAUGUCAUCGCCAAAAAAGUCAUCAUGGAGGAAGCAGCUGAACACAACAGGAGCGAGGAAGGUGUCCCUGACAGGGUGAUGAUGUACUACGUUAAUGACGGUGUGUAUGGCUCCCUGAGUUUUCUCAUCAACGAUCCUACCAGCGGCUGCAUCUCGCCUUACCUUCAAAGGGCAGCUGAAGGCAGCGAGCGGAGGUACCGCUCUGUGAUCUGGGGUCCGACCUGCGACAGCUUGGACAAGCUGACUGACAGCUGCCUCCUGCCUGAGCUGCAGGUGGGGGAGUGGCUCCUCAUGGACAACACGGGUGCCUACACCGUCUGCCUGGCCACCGACUUCAACGGCUUUGAGAAGGCGCACGUCUAUUCCGUGGUGACACCUGAGACGUGGCGAGCCUUAAACUCGUCUCACGCCUGAGGCUUUCUUCAUGGACACGACAAGGAGCAAGUCGAACUUCUUAAAACAAACAAGUCAAUAAACAAUCAAGUCAAUCAGUCAAUUAAUCAAUCAAUAAAACUGAAAAAUCUCACUCUUGUGCCAAAUCCUAGUACUGUCUCUAGAAAAAUAAUAAUACAGCGAACAUAUUCCAUAUAACCAUAACAUGUUUCAUUUGUGAUUAAAAUGUAUUGACAUGAUUGAGAUCCAAAUAAAGUGUUUUCCUUAUA
Messenger RNA from Myripristis murdjan (pinecone soldierfish), 1602 nucleotides. Its product is annotated as ornithine decarboxylase-like. Lineage: Eukaryota; Metazoa; Chordata; Actinopteri; Holocentriformes; Holocentridae. The record is from RefSeq and is a predicted model, not a curated record. The transcript is spliced from 9 exons. Gene Ontology annotation, molecular function: ornithine decarboxylase activity. The coding region runs from base 77 to 1354 and encodes 425 amino acids. Gene Ontology annotation, cellular component: cytoplasm.